UGUUAUUUCAAAAAAAACGGAUCUAAAAAAAUUCCACACGAUGGGUAAAAGGAAGUAUAUACAAUUCAUAAAAUCAGAAAUACGAUGGGAAAUACCAAGAUUCAUGGGUAUUACAGAGGAACGCCCGACGAAGUUUUCGAGUUUAACACCGUCUUCAUACCGCAAUAUGUUGGAUGAAUGAAGGGUUGAAGAUGGGAUGGAGAGCUAGCCGGCGACUUCUUCUAGAGAGAUGUGAAAGCACUUUGCAUAUUAGCCCCCAAAAAACACUCAUACCACAAAAGGGAUAAGACCGGGAAAUGGCGACUCUCUCUGCCUCGCCCCUUGGAAGCCUCCACUUACCAGCUAACCAUUUUUCUUCCUCCGAUCUUCACAAUUUGUUCAUGUGAUGUAUUCUACAAUAGGAAACCGUUCGGAAGUCACCAACAAAACCACCGUUUAACACUGCGAGGGACCAAGAGGCAAGGAAUUCGUCUCCUCACCAAGCUUAAUGCAUCUCAAAGGAACAGGAGCUCAAAGAAAGAGGUGAUCAUGGUUGAUCCUUUGGAAGCCAAGCGAUUAGCUGCAGAAGAAAAGGAGGAAAUUGAAACCAAACAGAGACUGAAAAGGCGGCGUCAAAUAGAAGCUAUAAACGGUGCUUGGGCUAUGAUUGGUCUAACAGCAGGGCUUGUGAUUGAAGGGCAUACAGGAAAGAGCAUUCUUGCUCAGUUGGCUGGAUACUCUUCUGCAAUUAUUAGCAUUUUUGAAAGAUUGAUCGAUCCAUUAAAUCCGUUUUGGUGAAAAUUGUGUCUUAUUAUUGCUGCAUUCAAAUUGCCUCUACCGCCACCAAAAUGGGUUCGGGAAGAAUGGCAUGGCAAGCCUAUAUAUAUAUAUAUAUAUAUAUAUAUAUAUAUAUAUAUAUAUAUAUAUAUAUAUAUAUAUAUAUAUAUAUAUAUAUCUCUCUCUCUCUCACACACACACACUCCUUGAAGUCGAGCGGUCUGAGCUCGUACAUUUGGACUUCACUUGUAUUGUUCAUUUUCUUGUAGUGAUAAAAAAAACCCUGUCCUCCUGUACGUACUCAGUAACUUUAUGUGGAAAUUGUUUGGUUGUGAAGUCUCAUGCACUGUAAUACUCCGGGCUACUAAAUAUACUUAUUCCCAUGGU
This is a messenger RNA of Cuscuta campestris, 1143 nucleotides long. The record is from the annotation of a GenBank genome assembly. Lineage: Eukaryota; Viridiplantae; Streptophyta; Magnoliopsida; Solanales; Convolvulaceae.